This is a messenger RNA of Lynx canadensis (Canada lynx), 885 nucleotides long. RefSeq names its product basic proline-rich protein-like. Lineage: Eukaryota; Metazoa; Chordata; Mammalia; Carnivora; Felidae. The transcript is spliced from 2 exons. The record is from RefSeq and is a predicted model, not a curated record. Bases 1 to 885 code for a protein of 294 amino acids.
AUGCUGGGGCUCCGGGUGAGCUGUGCCCCCACAGGCCAGGACAGGAACUCCUUCAGUGCGGGCCAGAUCGGAUCUGAGGCCUGGGAGAUCCAAGCACCACCACAUUGCGGUUCUGUGAGGAAGCAGCUUAAGGAGAGCCAGGGCCAGGAUGGAGACCGAACCCCAACCCAUGCGCCCCCUAAUUCGCCCUGGCGCCCCAUCACGGCGGGCCACAUCUCUGCGCCGGCGCCCCCCAACUCGCGCGGGCGCCCAGUCACCUCAGGCCGCAUCUUUGCACCAGCGCCCCAUCACGGCGGGCCACCUCCCUGCGCCAGCGCCGCCACCCGCCUCUGCGCCCCCUCCCCACCCCCUCCCCGGCGCCCCGUCACCGCGGGCCCCAUCUCUGCGCCGCGCCAGCGCCCCCCACCCACCCCGGCGCCCCGUCACCGCGGGCCGCGUCUCCGCGCCGCACCAACGCUCCCUCACGCAGCCCCGGCCACCCUCACACACCCCCGCCAGGCCCGACUCCCGGCGCCCCUCCCCCGGCGAUCCCGUCUCCGCGUAUCGCGUCUCUGCGCCAAACCAGUGCCACCUCCACCCCCGGCGCCCCCGCGCCAGCGCCCCCCAACUCCCGGCAGCUCCCCCCAACCCCGGCGCGCCCCCGACUACACGCCCCUGGCGGGGGAGGGCUCUAAGAAGGCCGGGCGCGAACCGCAAAACUCCCGACCCCGACCCCCACCGUCCCCGGUCACGCCGCGGCCUCACCUACCCGAGGCUGGACCGCACUCCGGCCGCGUCCGGCUGAGGCCUGGGGGCGGCGGUCGAGGCGGCGCCGCUCCGCUAGGCGCAUCCGGGACCGCGGGAGGAGGAAGCGGCGGCGCGCCCGCUACGGCGAGCCGGAAGUGA